Messenger RNA from Lucilia cuprina (Australian sheep blowfly), 1978 nucleotides. RefSeq names its product arginine/serine-rich coiled-coil protein 2. Lineage: Eukaryota; Metazoa; Arthropoda; Insecta; Diptera; Calliphoridae. The transcript is spliced from 4 exons. The coding region runs from base 99 to 1688 and encodes 529 amino acids. The record is from RefSeq and is a predicted model, not a curated record.
UCAGAAAUAAUCAAUAUUAAAAAAACGCAAGCAGAACGUUUAUUAAAGUGAUUGAAGAAAAAUUAAAUUUUGUUGCAAAUUAAAUCAAAUAAAUAUAAAUGGAAGGUCUUGUAAAUUAUAGCAGCGAAGAUGAACAAGACGAUUAUUCCUAUACAAAAGUGGCUGUACGAGAACGUGGUAGCGGCGGUAGUGGUGCUAGCACCGGACGUACUGCCGAUGCCAGUGGAUCGUUGAAACGUUCCUAUGAUCAUCACUCAAAAAGUGGCAGUUGGGAACGUGAUGCCUCACCCCAUCGCAACAAAGGCGAACAACGUUUCAAAACAGGAAAUAGCAAUUUCAAUGAGGAUAAAUACAAAAUCGAUAGAAGAGCAGAAAAAUCAAGAGAUCACAGAGACAAAAGAGAGUGUAAGGAAUCAAGAAAUUCUAGAGAUUUAAGAGAUGAAGGCAGAGAUAAUGAACACGGUCAUAAAUAUGAUUAUAAAAAGCAUGACGAUCACAAACGUUAUAGAGAACCAAAAGGAAGGGAUUAUAAACGUGAUGGUAAUGAUUACUACCGGGACGAUAAAAGAUAUAGUCGUCAUGAUGAUAGGAAAUCAUCAUAUGCCUCCACAAACUAUAAAGAUCGUUUCAAUAAUUCUAAAGCCCGUUAUGAUGAGAGAAAACAAUUUGAAGAUCAUCGUUUCAAUGAUGACAGAAGAACAGCAAAUGAUGAGAGACGUGGUGGUAGCAGUGCAGGUUCCAAUUUCGAUGAUCGAAGAAGAGGAGAUUUUAGUGAUAGACGAAAUUAUAAUAAUGAUGAUGACCGAAAAACGGAUCGCCGUAAUAAUGAUGAUCGCAAAAUACAGCGUUCCUACAAUGAAGAUCGUUCAAAUGCAUAUCGCCCUAGACGUUCAAAUUCUCCUUCGCUUUCACAGCGUAAUAGUAGCAAUAAUAAAUAUAGUGAACGUAAAGAUGACACCAGACGUGAGCGCAAACGUCACUCACGAUCUCGAUCACGUUCUCGUUCACAUUCGGCCGAUAAUUUGAAUGAAUCUAAUACAUCGCCAAAUAAUAAUAAUAAUUCUACACAUAGAACGACUGCAAAUGAAUUCGCUACAGAAGUCAAACGUCCAGAGGUAGGAGAAUUACAAACUUCGGAAAAGAAACCCCUACCUUCAGCUCGAAAUUUUGAAGCUCUUUUAUCCCUGCCACUUAGUGAAAAUGCACCUAAACACCCUAACGUUGUCACAGUACCUGCGGUCAGUGCUGCUGCAGCUGGUUCAAAUGUAGCAACUGCUACUGUACAAUUGCCCAGUUAUUAUAAUCCAAAUGUCAUUAAUCCCAAUAAGUAUGUUGAACAAAUGCAAAAACGUAAACUCAUAUGGGGAGCGAAAAAAACUGAAGAUUCAGCCUCUAAAUGGGGGCAUGCCCAAUUCUCUCAAGAUCAAGAUGGCAAAGUUGCCUCAAAAUUCAUGCGUCUUAUGGGUAUUAAAAGUACAACUGGUAGUGGAGGCGGUAGCGAUUGCACUACUUCACCAAAUGAAAGUGAAAAGAAGUCCCCGGCGUCUACCUCCCCAUCGAAUAGUACCGAUGUUAAAUCGCGUGAAGCCAUGUUUUCUUCAAUGGAACAACAAUAUGAAGUAGCACGACAGGUUACCCAUACUAUGAGGGGCGUUGGUUUAGGUUUUGGUUCAUCAAGACCUUAUUAAUUUGCCUCGCUCUGGACCCUUAACUAAAAUAAAGAAUUAAAUGAGAAUUUUAAAGUUUUUAUUCUUUAAGGCCUUAUUUUGUAAAUGGAACGUUUGAAAAUUGGAAAAAAAUAUUUCAGUAUUUUCUUUUAGUUAAAGACGACGUUACGUUUUACAAAACGAGGAUAUUUAUUUUAUCAAACAAAUAUGAAUUUUGUUAAUGUGUGUAUAUGUUUUACAUUAAUUUUAUUAAAAAAUGUAAACAACAUUCUAGUUAUCCUGAAUUUCAAAAUAAAUAAAUGAGAAAUACA